AUGACUUUCGAAGAUUUCAAUGAAAAAAUCACACCUGCAAACCCCAGCCGGGAAACAUCACCAAACCGGGGCUCCUCCGUCCAUCAAUCCAUCGCCAUACCCAAGCCCUGUAGACCACUCCGACAAUGGCAGCAAGAACAAAACAUCGACCGCGAUGCCCAAAUCAAACUCACCAAAUUGGUCCACAUGCGGUAUCAGCACCCUGAUCUAGACGAAAUAACCACAUUCCUACGUGACUUCGGCAUGAGCGUAGCCCAAAAAGCCCAAGGGAAGAAAUGGUUCAAAGGCUACGGCUCCGACCAAUACGUCUACUACGCCCAGCAAGGCGAAAAGAAGUUCCUCGGCGGCUGUUUCGAAGUAGAAACCUACGCCGAGCUAGAAAAGGCGUCAAAAGUUUCCGGCGCAGGUCCCAUCGAAGAGUUGACCGACGCACCAGGCGGCGGCCACAUGAUCACCCUGUACGAUCCAGAAGGCUUCCCCAUAAACCUAAUCCACGGGCAAACAAAAAAAGAGCCAGGCCCAUUUCCGGAAGUCCUAACAACAAACUACGAGAACGAGAAACCACGCGUCGCGCGAUUCCAACGGUUUAAACCGGGUCCUGCGGCGGUGCAUAAACUAGGCCAUUACGGUCUAUGUGUACAAAACUUCCAGGACGAGAUGCAAUGGUACACACGAACCUUCAACAUCGUACCCACGGAUUUCCUCUACAUCAAUCCCAACCCCUCAGACCCCUCCUUGCCGCAACAAAAAGACGUAGCCAUCUUCGCACACCUCGAUCUCGGUCCCAACUACACAGACCACCACACCAUCUUUCUCUCCACAAACCCCACUUCACAUGUGCAUCACUGCAGUUUCGAAGUCCACGACUUUGACACGCAGAAUCUGGGGCAUGAGUGGUUGGCAUCGAAGGGGUAUAAGAGUGUUUGGGGUGUGGGACGGCAUAUUCUGGGGAGCCAGCUUUUUGACUAUUGGUGGGAUACGACCGGCAAUAUGAUUGAGCAUUAUGCGGAUGGGGAUUUGGUUAAUGAGGAGACGCCCGUGGGGUGGGGAGAGGCGGGGGAUGAGAGUUUAGCGGUUUGGGGACCGGAAGUGCCGAGUUGGUUUUUGGAUUGA
This is a messenger RNA of Alternaria rosae, 1113 nucleotides long. Its product is annotated as Glyoxalase/Bleomycin resistance protein/Dihydroxybiphenyl dioxygenase. NCBI's taxonomy places the organism in Eukaryota, Fungi, Ascomycota, Dothideomycetes, Pleosporales, Pleosporaceae. Bases 1 to 1113 code for a protein of 370 amino acids. The transcript has 2 exons. Gene Ontology annotation, biological process: L-methylmalonyl-CoA metabolic process. Gene Ontology annotation, cellular component: mitochondrion. Gene Ontology annotation, molecular function: methylmalonyl-CoA epimerase activity. The record is from RefSeq and is a predicted model, not a curated record.